AGGUAAGACAGUGAAGUGCAUUAUAUGCCAAAAAGGUCAUUUUUUGGGUACAAUUUUCAAUAGUAAGAGUUAUGAUUCUUGCUAUUGAACAAUUAGAAAAUUAUUCAAAGAAAUGACUAUUUUAAAUUUUAUCUAUAUUGGUAACGGGCUAGUCACUAGGAUUGCCCUUUUUGGUAACGGGGAACGGCGGGUGCUUCGUGCACUGUGUUUGCCCCUUUUGGUAACGGGCUAGUCAACAAUAAGAUGAGGUCCUGUGCAGCUGUGCUAGGCAAAUCUAAAACCUAAGCUCAAGCUUGUGCUUUCAGUGAAAGCAGCCUAGACUGAAUUUACUCAGGUAAUAGAUAUGGUUUUCUUUGAGUUUGCAAGUCGAAAGCAGGGUCUUACUAUGUCACUCACAGAGUAUUGUAAUGAGCAUCCUCAUUAGCUUGUUCCUAUCAACUAAGGUUAUGCAUUUUCAACCAUAGAAUAAACAUCUUGGAAUAUCAGAAAGAAAAAUUAAAGGAGAGGAUCAUUCUCUCUCAAUGCUACCAUCUCCUUGUAAAAGAGAUUGUUUGUGUCACACAGAUGGAUAAGAGUUGGAUUCAACAACCGUUUAGGUGUAGCAGAAAAUAUGUAAAGGGACUUAGAGACUUUAUUCAGUUGGCACGAUGUCAUACAGAAAAAGCCAAUAGGAGUAGAUGUCCAUGUCGUAAAUGCUUAAACUUGACAUUGUGGCCAAUGGAUAAGGUUGAAGAACAUUUAUACGUAUAUGCGAUGCACAGAGGUUAUACCCAGUGGGAAUUCCAUGGUGAGCGUAUUGAACCGAGAAUGAACAAUGCUGAUGAUGAGGAGGAAGAUGUUGGUGAGGAGAUGGUUACUCAGUCCCAGGAUGAGAUCACUAAACAGGUCAACAACACAAUGCCAGGGAACAUUCUUGGUCUCGGGCAUAACAUGAUGGCUCCACCAUCUGUCUCCACAGUCAAUAAUGUUCAACAUUGCAGAGUCGGAGGCUACAGUGACCAAAGGAGAGGCUGCUGAGGCGCUUUUAACACCUACAGGUGAUGUAUUUAUAUGUCCUUAAGGCCUCUGCUUGAAUGAAUCCAUUACUAUAUAAAUAAUCAUUUUCACCAACUGUGUUGAGGUCUCUAAAUACUUUGUUUGUCUCAAAUUCUAUUAUCUUUGAAUUAGUUGCACUUUUUUGCUUGAUCAUCAGCUAUUGUUUUAGUCACACCAGCGACAUUUCUUCUCUAGUAAGCAUGAUUUGAUUGGAGGUCGUGUUGCAAAAUUCAUAAUCCUCUGCUUGGUGAUAAACCUUAUAUGUCGUGGUUGGGUGUAUAUCACUCGAGCUGUUUAUUUUUGGGUUGGAAUUAAGAUCUGGGAGGAUUCAACGUGGACCAAUAGAUGCACAUGUGAGGAGAGGAAGAUUGAUUUGUAUAGAGGGUAAGAGCAAAGAGGUCGACCAAAACUAACAUGGAAUGAAGUGAUAAGAAAUGAUUUCAAAAAAUUAAAUCUAGUAGAACAUACCGCCUAUAAUAGAGAAGAGUGGAAAAUAAGAAUCCAUGUGGCUGACCCUUUUGUAUGGGAUAAAAACAAGGAUGAUGAUGAUGAUGAUGAAUUAAGGGCCGAGAGGAAUGGGUUUUAUCUAUGGAAGAUACAAUCUCAUUGCUGGUAAAUGUUAAAGCAUUUAUGAAAUAAUGCUCUUUCAGGUUAGUUUGCGCCAUUUUGACUGCAUCCAUAAAAAAUCUUCACUAUAGGGCGCUACCUGCUAGACAUCCAGUAUAACUUGAACCAUUUUAAUGAAGAAUAAUUUUGCCAUGAAGUUGAACAUUGAAUUCUGAUAAGAAAAUUGGCUUAAAAUUAUAGACUAUAUGCUAAAUGGUGAAUAGUGGUAGAAAUUAUUGAACUUUAACUGUUCAGGAAUGAAGAACAUUGAAGUGUCUAUGGCUCUUUUGAACGAACGGCCUAAUGCUUAUAAGAAAAGGCUUGACCUUGGGAAAAACUACCAAUUUUCUGUAAAAUUUCAAAAAAACUCGACUGAUUCCACCACACUAAUGUAAUAUAUAAAUAUAUAUAAGUCAUGUAUUACUACACAGUACACGCCAGUACAUUGAUAUAUACCUCCCAAUAUUCACAUAUACAACCACUUACCAAAAAAAAUUCACAUAUACAACCAACAAUAAGACUCUGACUCCACAAAAAUAAUAUACAAUCUUCCAAAAAAGGAAGACCAACUUCCCCAAACUAGUCUGCCUAUAUAAAUGCAGAUACACCUCCAUGAGGAUUGUAUCUGCGUACACUAAGCAGCUGAUGGGGUGGUAAUGUAGUUAACACCGCCUGCCUUUGAUAGUGCCGCUAGGAAUGGUUGUAGGUUCACGGACUCCCCUAGCAUUUCCUGAUCCCCUGAUCUCACAUCACUCUUGUGAUCCAAUGUUUCGUCAUUGUAAAUGUCCCACCAUUUCUUCACUAGCAUCUUUAUGUCUUCUUUGUCCAUGUUUUCUUUGUUUCCUGUAAAUUUCCAUGGUUUUGAUCCCUGAAAACAUUAAGCAUGCAAAACAAAAUAUACCUUUAGAGAAUCUUCUUUUUUAUAGUUAGAAAAUUAAAAGUUGAAUGGGAUAGUAACAGUUAUGAGUUCUUCAAAUAACUUGCAAAAGCACUAUAGUGAACAACUUUUGUUUCAUCAAGGUUGAUUUUAUCUGGAUGGCGCCACAAUAUUGCCAUUACAAGGUUGUACAUUGAGGGUAUCGGUUUGUAUAUAUCCUUAAAGAACAUGUUUAGGAAGUCCUGUUAUAAAUUAGAAAAAUAGUAUAAGACAUGCUAUUCAAAUCCCUUCUUUAUGAUGUAGUUUGUCACUUCUUUCUCUCUCAGUAGUUUCAAAACUCAAAAAUACUCAUACCACAUCCGUUUUACUAAAAGAUUUCAUUGAAGGCAUCUAAUCUGAUGAUUUAAUAUGAUU
Messenger RNA from Cornus florida, 2932 nucleotides. RefSeq lists its product as uncharacterized. Lineage: Eukaryota; Viridiplantae; Streptophyta; Magnoliopsida; Cornales; Cornaceae. The transcript has 2 exons. The record is from RefSeq and is a predicted model, not a curated record. Bases 565 to 1017 code for a protein of 150 amino acids.